Molecule: messenger RNA, 630 nt
Organism: Chrysoperla carnea
Lineage: Eukaryota; Metazoa; Arthropoda; Insecta; Neuroptera; Chrysopidae
Gene: Coq7
Product: 5-demethoxyubiquinone hydroxylase, mitochondrial
Exons: 2
Coding region: 36-602 (188 amino acids)
Biological process (GO): determination of adult lifespan; regulation of gene expression; regulation of reactive oxygen species metabolic process
Cellular component (GO): mitochondrial inner membrane; nucleus
Molecular function (GO): 3-demethoxyubiquinol 3-hydroxylase activity
Source: RefSeq, a predicted model, not a curated record
UCUUUAAUAGUAAUCCUAAACGAAACAACCCAAAGAUGCAACGACAAAUAUAUACAGUAAUUCCGAGACGUUUUCAAUCGACCCAUCGAAAAGUACUGGAUGAAAUAAUUCGAGUCGAUCAUGCUGGAGAAUUGGGAGCAGAUCGAAUAUAUGCGGGACAAAUGGCUGUACUUGGGAAUACAAGUAGUGGCACCUUGAUUAAACAUAUGUGGGAACAGGAGAAAAAGCAUAAGGCGAAAUUCGAGGAUUUAAUACGAAAGCAUCGAGUUCGUCCCACUGUAAUGAUUCCUUUAUGGAAUAUUGCUGGAUUUGUUUUGGGAGCGGGUACCGCAGUUUUGGGUGAGAAAGCCGCCAUGGCAUGUACGGUAGCCGUUGAAUCCGUAAUUGUGGAACAUUAUAACGAUCAAUUACGUACGUUAAUGACCGAUCCAAAUGUGGACAAGGAAUUAUUGGAUGUUAUUAAACAAUUCAGGGAUGAAGAACAGGAACAUCAUGAUACGGGUUUAAAUGAAGGCGCCGAACAAGCACCUUUUUAUAAAGGCUUAACGGAGGUUAUUAAAGCGGGAUGUAAGACUGCGAUUGCUAUUUCGAAAGUAGUAUAAAAAUGUUUUCUAGAGAAAUUAUGUUUUU